Messenger RNA from Purpureocillium takamizusanense, 1883 nucleotides. RefSeq lists its product as uncharacterized. NCBI's taxonomy places the organism in Eukaryota, Fungi, Ascomycota, Sordariomycetes, Hypocreales, Ophiocordycipitaceae. Gene Ontology annotation, biological process: DNA-templated transcription. The coding region runs from base 1 to 1848 and encodes 615 amino acids. The record is from RefSeq and is a predicted model, not a curated record. The transcript is spliced from 2 exons. Gene Ontology annotation, molecular function: zinc ion binding; DNA binding.
AUGAACGCCGUCAAACUGUUUACCAUCGGCUGGCGUCGGACGCGGAAGCCCAAGCGCCAGUCGACACCCUCUGAUGCAACCGCCUGUCAUCAGCGGGGUGGCAGUGCCAGGAGCAGUCGCUCAUUGCGUGUCAAUCAGCAGGGUUCACUGAGGACGCCCGCAGAACCGCUUUCACCACAGGAGACGACUGAAGUGACCAUCACCGGCUCUCCAAACUCGGAGGAGGCCGUCUCUCUUGGACUGGCCAAAAAUGGCCUCUUCCGAUUCUUCAAGGACGGCAUAUCCUCCUCUACUUGGAGCGUCUUCGAUCGAUGGGACCGAACGAGGGUAGUCUAUGUCGGCACACGCAUCUCCAACAUGGCUCACCUGAUCCGCCUCGACCAGCCAAACACCGAAUGCCUUGUCCUCCCGUUCCCGCAAAUUCGUCCCCCACUGUUGUUAAAAGCGGACGAUGCCUCGCCGAGCGGCACUGCUGCGGACAUCGUCCGAGAUGUGACAUCCCUCCCCGCCAAGGACGUGCGGGACAGCCUCGUCGAUGCCUACUUUGCCAGUAUCAACCCGCUGUUCCCUGUCGUUGAUGAGGCCGCCUUCCGCGCUCGGUACGAAGAGGUGGGCGAGCAGCCGUCGCUUAUGCUUCUGCAUGCUGUGCUGCUGGCUGGGGCGCAUGUGUCGAUGCAUCCCCGCGUAGUGCCGGUGCGCUACAUGCUCAAGGCAACCCUUUUUCGUCGUGCCAAGCAGCUUUUCGACAUGCGACACGAGCAUGACCGGCUCCAUCUGGUCCAAACCGCCCUUCUCUUCACCUGGCACCUGCAGAACGGGGAUACGGCGAGCUCGGGUGGGUAUUUCUGGGCUGGCGUCGCCUGCCGCAUUGCUUUCGGCAUGGGCAUGCACAGGAACCUGCCUACCGCUACCAUGGACCCAGUUCAGAACUACAUGCCCACGCAGGACCGACAUCAAUGGAGACGCGUGUGGUGGACGUUGUUCCAGGUUGAUGCGCUAUCAGCCUUGGAGCACGGGCGGCCACCUAUGAUCCGGGUCGAGGACUUUGACCAAGAACCCCUCCUGGUUGACGAUUUUAUUGAGUCCAACGGUCUGCUGAAUACGACGGUAGAUUUCAGAUAUUGCGUCAAGAAUAUUGAACUCUGUCACAUCAUUCUGGGCAUUCUCAGUCUCGGCGCGCCACGCGUGUCCAGGCAAACAUCCCUCGUGGUGCAAGCGGCGCCAUUGAAGACUAGGUUGGUGUCUUGGAUGCUAGACUUGCCGUCGUCAAUCACCGCGGACACGUUUGCGGACCUGACUCUGCGAUUGCAUUACCACACGGCGACGCUCCAUCUUUACAGGUUCAUGUCAGACGACAGCACCUGUGCAGACCGCGUCAAGCACGAAUGCUUGUCCAUCGUCAACGGCUCAGCGGGCGCCAUCAUCUCCAUCUUGGAGGCGAUUCGGGCUAAGAACAUGGUUGGCCAUUGCCAUUUUACCGCCCUCGUGGCGCUGACUGCCGCGGCUAUACACAUAUCAAAGGAGAUCCAGCGUCAGUUAGGGGACAUUGGCGUGAUGACGGCACUCAACGAUCUCCAUCUCUUGAACAGGGUAUGCCUCGCCGCUGAGCACUUGUCCGAGUACUGGCCAAACGCCGAGGGCAUCAGAAAGGUCUUUCGUAGCCUGCUCGACCGAUUCACAGCCAUCAUCCACAACAUCCAACAACAACAUGAUGAGCACUCAAUUGGAACGCCCAUAGAAACGGAAGUGCCAGAAGUAAAUCUGCCUACAAUCCUGGAUUCCUUCUGCCACCUACCUGUGUGGCAGGACGACGACCCUCGCUGGAACGAUGUUUUGUUUCAUUCAUGAAAACAAAGGGUGACUACCUUCAUGUACUUUAUGAC